AUGGAUGAUAUUGAGAAUUUACCAAAGGAGCUGCAAAUUAGGCCUCGUUGUCUUAUAGCCUUAACUGGCCUCGCUGUUGAGACUAAUCCCUUCCAUACGUAUGUCUGGAAGUGUUUCUCUCGGAGACAAUCCGAUGAUGUAGAUGCUCUCCGAUUCAUUAAUCUUCCCUUUGACCACCCUUACUCCAAAGCUAAACCGAAGCAUGCAUCUCAUUACGAAUGGUAUCAAGUGAAGGGUAUAAUCAAAAGACAUUGGAUGAAAAAGCAUCUCGACGAGUUGCCCGCCGUAGUUAUAGUUUUCUUCGACCUUGAGAACAACGAGCCCAAUUGGUCAGAAAAAGUAAAGGAAUGCGCUCGCCACGUUGAGCUUGUUCGAUCUAAUCUCAUCUCCAGGGCAACUAAACUCGUAAUGACUUUGCUGCAAAAUCGUCCCACAAAUGAAAUUUGCGGGGAUAUCAAUGCGCAGACUUGUAUUCAAGAGCUGUCUGAGCGUUGUCAAAUCAAUGUGAAGAACAUCUACCUUCUUGAGCAAUCUGAGUUUAUGCUAAGUUCAGUCAAGAGACUGAAGGAUGAAUUAUUUGCAAUGGCUCACAGUUAUUAUCACAAUGCUGCGAAACGUGUAAAAGCUCACAAGUCAAAUCUCACUAAGGCUAAUCAGCAGCUCUCUGUUCGACAUGAUUUUAAAAUUGCCUUUUUCAAUGAGCUGAGGCAAGAUUCGACUCUAGCUCUUAAGCAAUAUCGCCAGGCUUAUAACAAUUUAGUGGAGUUAAAAAUGCCUAAUGCUCAUCUUCUUGAACUUAAAAUAGUCGCCGGAUUUAUAAACUUUAAGAUCUGUCAAAUUGCCUUUCAAAUGCACGGCUGGGAUGCAAUAUCCCAAUUCCAACGACAUAUUACAAUCUUCAAGAACGCCGUGGGAAUGCCCGAACUGGCUUAUGAACAUGAAGCGUGGCUUGCGCAACAAUAUGAUAUCUUUGGCAAGCUCUUCGAAGAAGCCGCCCAGACCAACUGCCAAGCCUCAAUGUCCCAAAAUGCGGGGCUCUAUUUCCAUGAGGCUGGUCGCCACACAAUUAACCGUCGUGCACUCGCCAUGAGACUUUGUUCUAUCAACCUAAUAUCCACCAAUAUCAAUAGCACUUCUCUUACUCUCUCUCCAUCGUCAUUACAUCAGUCCUCGAGCUUGGGCAGUGGUGUUCACGCUGGAGUCGAGUCUCCGAAACAGUCUCUCACUGAUCCCACUUCACAUGAUGGCUAUGAUGAGUUGCCAGAGUUCUUUGGACAGAGACCCUGGCGCAAUCCUGGACUGACUCCGGAGACUACUGAUCCGAUGAGAGAACGCGAGGGUAUUAUGAGGUUGCAAGCUAAGGAAGCCCUUAAAAUAAUUAUUCCACUGUUCACUCGUGCUUCGUCAUACUAUGAAAGAUUUGGGGCUAAACGCAUUCGGAGCUAUUCGACUUACUAUAUUGCAGAGGAAUAUUUCCGCAAGGGUGAAUUUGAGAGUGCUCUUGACCAUUACAACAAAAUUGUGGACGACUUCCGACGUUCAACUUGGCCAUCGCUCUUUGCUUCCAUCAGUCAUAGAAUAUAUCAGUGGGUUCCUUUCUCUCUGUAUAUGCAUCUAUGCCAAUAA
Rodentolepis nana is the source of this 1626-nucleotide messenger RNA. The record is from the annotation of a GenBank genome assembly. NCBI's taxonomy places the organism in Eukaryota, Metazoa, Platyhelminthes, Cestoda, Cyclophyllidea, Hymenolepididae.